Molecule: messenger RNA, 1018 nt
Organism: Melospiza melodia melodia
Lineage: Eukaryota; Metazoa; Chordata; Aves; Passeriformes; Passerellidae
Exons: 5
Coding region: 176-997 (273 amino acids)
Cellular component (GO): nucleus; nuclear matrix
Molecular function (GO): DNA binding; protein kinase A regulatory subunit binding
Source: RefSeq, a predicted model, not a curated record
AUGUUUUCUCCCCAUUUUCCAGGAGUACAUCGUGAACAGGAACAGGAAAAUCGAGCGGCGCCGCCAGGAGCUGACGGAGAAGGAGGGGAACAAACCCCGAGCCGACCCCUUCAAGGGCAUCGGCCAGGAGCAUUUCUUCAAGCGGAUCGAGGCGGCGCACUGCCUGGCGUGCGACAUGCUGAUCCCGGCGCAGGGACACCUCCUGCAGCGGCACCUCCGGUCUGCCGAGCACAACCGCAGCCGCAGGCUGGCAGCGGAGCAGUUCAAGAAGACGAGUCUGCACGUGGCCAAGAGCGUCCUGAACAACAAACACAUCGUCAGGAUGCUGGAGAAAUACCUGCAGGGUGAAGAUCCCUUCACGGAGGAGCCCCAGGACGGCCCCAAAGCCGCGGAAAUUCCGGAAAAAUCCCCGGAAAAUUCCCAAAUUUCCCCGGACGGCGCCAAAGCCCAGGAAUUCCUCACGGCCCCCGGGCCCCUCCUGGUGCCCCCAUUCCUGGAGGAGCCCGAAAAUCCUGAAAAUCCCCAAAAUUCACAGGAAAACCCCAAGAAAAUCCCCAAAAUUCCCAGGAAAACCCCCAGGAAAAUCCCAAAAAUCCCCCAGAAAAUCCUGAAAAUCCCCAGGAAAAUUCCCAAAAUCCCCAGGAAAAUUCCCAGGAAAAUCCCGAAAAUUCCCAAGAAAAUCCCCAGGAAAAUCCCCAAAAUUCCAAGAAAAUCCAAAAACUCCGAGGAAAAUUCCCCCAACUCCCAGGAAUUUGGGAUUCCCCCAAAAACCAAACUGAGGAGGAAAAGGAGGAAAAAAAUCCGGAAAAAAUUCCAGAAAAAGAGGAAAAAACCCCGGAAAAGGAGGAGGAAAAAACCUCGCAAGAGCCCUGAGAAUUCCAGGAUGAAGAAGCCACAAAAGAGGAAAAAUUUCCGAAUUUUCCCAUUCCUGAGGAAUUCCCUGCUGGGAUUUGAGGCAAUUUAUAGCGAAAUAAAGCCCCAAAAAUGGGAAAAAUAAAAAGUUGGAAGUUUGGAAAAA